UUUUUCAAGUCAGUUGGAGUUGGGACAGUUGCAAAUAAUUUUCGAGACGCUUUCUUUGUUUUUAACUUAUUCCAAAAAAAAUAUUAAACUCUAUGAAUGUGCAAAAUUGUUAGUAAAUAGUAACGUACAGAGGAUUUUGUCUGAGAAGAAAAUGGACGAAUAUAAUAUUCUGAAAUUAAAAGAAAACGUUGGUGGUGUAAACAUUGCGAUCCGAGCGAAUGUCGGUUUGAAAAUAUCAACGAAAACCAUGGCAAAUGCACAUAUUAAUGACCCAAUUGUCAAAAUACGAAAGUCAUUAUCGGUUCGCAAAGAUAAAUUAGCCGAAAUUCUAAAUAGCAAAACGUUUCAACCAUUGUUUAUUGAUUCAAAUGGCACCAGCCCAUCAACAACAACGAUAGGGACGUCAUCAAACAUAUGUGACGAGCGAGGUGAUGAGAAUGUGCAACCACAGUCAAACAAUGAAGGAGGGACGCAUCGACCUUUAAACGGAAUGGAACAUUUAACUCCGCCGUCGAUCGUUAGUCAUAUCAGUGCAAUGAAUCCGAAAACUCCUCAAAAUCAUAAUCAUGUGUUGGCCCGUUUGCAGCGUGAUCUGGAUAGUCCAUCAGCAGCUACGAGACUACGGGCAAUGCGAGCAUUAAAAUCGCCAAUGAAUUGCCCAUACAAUCAAUUCGAUGUGCCACAUGAGGAACAAGACAUAAUUACAGAAGAGGAGCGUCAGGAGUACGUUCCGCAAACGAUUCAGGAUGUAAUGAAAGAUGUCAUUGUCUAUGUUGAGGUGCGAUUCGGAGACGAGAACCGUACGGCUAGUAUUAAGGAAGCAAUGGGCGAAAUCGGUGCAACAGUCAACGAUAAUUUCAAUAAGAAUACAACUCAUGUCAUAUUUAGUAAUGGCACGCAAUCAACGUAUAAUAAGGCGAAGCAAUUGAAUAUUCCGAUUGUAUCGAUUCUGUGGAUUGAAGCGUGCAAAAAGCAAUUGCGUUUGGUCGAUCCAUCAAAAUUUGCCAUCCACAACAUUGCACAGUACGAAAAUCCGGAGUUAUAUAAAAAAGUCAAGGUGAAAAAAUUUUUCCAGACGGAUAACGAGUUGAAAAUUAGAAAGAAGAAAGUCACACCACCGCCGAUGAAAUUUAAACCGAUUAAAGUACCGAAGAAAGCAAAGGACAACCUAACUAGCAUGAUGAAUGAAUUCCAUAAUCGUCAGAUCGUGAACUCGAAUGGAAUCAAUUACUUUUCGUCAGACUUUAACGUCGGGGACUUGUUUGACGAUAGUGAAGUCACUGAUGGAAAGGCAAAGCAAGUCAACUCAAAGCGUUCGUUAGUUUUCGACGACGAAGCUACCGUUUCACCACCAUUGCGGAAAACCGGCACCGACAAUAAGCAAUCAACUGAUUCGAAUGUUUCGCUAGUGAAAAGCCAAAAGUCACCGACAGUUUUCAAAACUCCCUUAAAUCGAAGAACAACCGUUGCACCAAGUGCAAGCGUUGAACAGACACCAAAUAGCUUGGUUCGAGUAACUCGACGAACGUCUAUGCUGGCACUUUCUUCACCAUCAAUUGAUCACGUGUCCGUUGAGAGGAAUCGUCAUGUGAUGCCAGAAGAAAUUACUGAAAUUACCAAUUGCAACGACAACCGAACAAAUAACCAUUCGGUGCCAAUGGAUAUAACGCCAAACGUUGCAUCGUCGACACGCAUAAUUUCGAGUAGGAAAACGAUGUUUUCAUCAAGUGCAAUGGAUUUAACGGAUGUGCAACCGACUGUUCAGUCAACGCGUAAAAGGAAUUCUAUUAUACCAGCGCGGUUCAAAGACUUUGAAGUGAACACCAAGAAAUAUGUCGGAAAGAAUUCACCGGAAAACUCUCAAUCUGAGAAAAGUAACCGAAGGCGAACAGUGUUUGCAUCAGGUGAUACAGUACCCAGUCAGUCAACUGUUGCAAUUUUUAAUGGAGCGAAAGAUGCUACGGAAACGCUCUCGAAUAGACGUCGCACAGUAAAUACUCUGAAGCAGUCGACCGGUGUUGAUGCGCCACCAUUGAAUUCAAUUCAUCAGCGCAAAGAUACAACGGCUAAUCAAAACAAUACGGUGUUCGCUCCGAACGACGCAUCCAGUCCGUUAAUCGUAAACAAAGAUGACGGACGUAAUAUAGCAAGCCUGAGGCGGACUUUAUUCAAAACAGUGCCCAGUCCAUUGGCUGCUACACCAACGGCUAGAGUCAACGAAACGAAACCAACGAAUUCCAAGCGAAGACGUACAUUACUGCCGCCGAGUGAUAUAACUUCCACUUCACUGGCUGUUACUCCAAGUCAAGAAAAAUCAAAUCCGAAUGUAUCGAAUCGGCGUCGAACCUGUUUUUCAACUAGUCAAAGUGCAAGCCAUCAGCCCUCUUCUGCCAGCAAAGACAAACAGAUUAACGGACUGACUACAGUUUUAACCCCACCAACUAAGACUGCUGAAUUGGAGCAUAGUCUAUCCAAAAAUUGCUUGACUCCACAAGCGCACACUUUAUUCGAAGAAUAUUCGAAGAGAUUGUCAUUCAGUUCAACAAACAAGCGGCACACUGAUCGCGACAUUUCGCUAUUUAUCAUAGAGCAAAGACUGAAGAAUCUAAACGAAAUAGCUCGCCUGAAUCGAUCAGUCAAUGAAUCUGAACCCAAUGUCGAUAACGUUGAAAGGCGAGUAGCCGACGGCGUAGCCAGAUCAUCGCCACAGUUGCAGAUUCCAGACGCGGCUGAAAGUGUUCCAGAUGUGCAACCACCGCCAUCGAAAAAGCGGAAACUAUUCAAUCCGACCGCCUACGAAGAACAAGUAGCCAUGCAAAGCAAUGAUCCUAGUGAUAAUAAUAAUAAGGCAACUGCAGACUCCGGCAACAAAUUGCCGACACAGACAACGAAAAUUCCAAGUUUGGCUCCGCAGAAAAAGACAACUGCAAAGCAACGACGAAGCACGAUGGACUUCAAAUCGGGACCACCGAAACCGGUCAAUGUUUAUGCCAGCAUAAUGAAAUCGAAUGCACCGCUAAACUAUUUGGCUUAUUCGAACAUGAAUCCGGAGCAGGUCACUGUUAUUAAUAAGGCCAUCGCAACGUUGGGCAAAUUUAAGGUCGAGUCUAAUGUCACAAAAAAAACCACGCAUUUGGUUACCUUCGACUCAAAGCGUACCCAGAAAUUCCUUCGUGCUAUCAUUCGUGGACUGUGGAUCAUAAAUUAUGACUGGGUUACUUCAUCGCUUGAAGCUGGAACUUGGUUAUACGAGGAACCAUUCGAGAAUCGUACGGUCUCUAGUGCAGUUUCUAUGUGUCGUGCUGAGAGUCAGGCAUUCGGCUCCAAGUAUAAAAUCGAAGUAUUUGGCCAUAUCGAACCGAUUUACAUUUCAUCGCAGUGUAGGUGUCCCGCUCUCAAAGAGUUGUACACAAUGUGCGGUGGACGAGUAACAAAUAGCCGACAGACGGCCAAGUAUAUUGUUACCGAUAAGUUUAAGGAUAAGGUGAGUCAACGUUGCGUACAUUCGGAUUGGAUAUUGGACAGUAUAGCUGCUGCUAAUUGCAAAACAUUGUCCAGUUACGUUUUGAAAUCGGUGCCGUAGAGUGGCCAGUGAAGGCUUUUUCAUUUUAAUGGAAUUAGUUAUAGUUAGGUGUUCACUUGAAAUUAAUUUUCUUUUUAUUAUUUGAUCUAUAGUAAUAUAAGCGCGUACUAACUGAAUUAUAAAAA
Bradysia coprophila is the source of this 3708-nucleotide messenger RNA. It is a transcript of the gene MCPH1, whose product is annotated as Microcephalin. Gene Ontology annotation, biological process: mitotic cell cycle. The record is from RefSeq and is a predicted model, not a curated record. NCBI's taxonomy places the organism in Eukaryota, Metazoa, Arthropoda, Insecta, Diptera, Sciaridae.